This is a messenger RNA of Cooperia oncophora, 366 nucleotides long. NCBI's taxonomy places the organism in Eukaryota, Metazoa, Nematoda, Chromadorea, Rhabditida, Trichostrongylidae. The record is from the annotation of a GenBank genome assembly.
AUGGCCGAGAUCAUGAAGAGCAUCGAUGGCUAUGAUGCUGUCGAUUGUGAAGAGUUUGAGAAGUUGUUCCCGAAUCGUCGAGCAACAUUGGACCUAAUGGCACCGAUGCCACUUCUACCGGGACCACCACAAUUCCGACGGGUUAUUCAUCGCGGUAAUCUGAAAAUCAGGGAAAGUCGGCAGGGACCAAAGGUUGAAAUGCAUUGUUUACUGUUUACGGACAUGCUGCUGCUCUGCAAAACUUCUAAUAAACGUACCGACAAAGGCCUUCGAGUGGCUCGACCACCGAUUCACAUUGCUCACAUGAUUUAUCAUCCCUUCAAUGAUGCCAGUGAGUUUGCUAGCAAUGAUUGCAUCCUCAGUUAA